AUGCACAAGAUGUUCUUUUAGCACGCUGCCUUAACGCAUCAUCACAAGAACUUGAGGAAUUUUUUAACGACCUUUUAGAGCUCCUAUGCCAAUAUGCUGAUAUCUACAUACCAACUUUAAAAUCUUAUCUUUCCUACAUUUAUGAACAGUAUUCGUAUAAUCCAGAGUUCAGAGAACUCUUCCAUCUCUGUGUAGAGCUUCUUUGGAAGGUCUCAAAUAAUAGGACGGCAACCCAAACAACUGAACGCGUCUUCAAUGAGAUUGUGGAUACUCAUGGUGUUUUUGGCAUUUGGAUUUCAGACAAAUCUGGUCGUCAUUGCAUAAAGCGAAUUUUGUUUAGCUUCAAUAUGUUAAAAAUGAUCGAUCGCAAUAAGGCAUUAAAAGCGGUAGAUAUGGUUGCAUCUCUCGUGGAGAAUUGUUCUGAUCACAAUAACGAUACGUCACAAUUACCAGAAAAGCUUUCUGAAUAUAAAGCUUGCACGGCAUUGUUGGAAACACUAACAAGUUAUCAGAAUGCAGAACGUAUCAACUCAGACGCUAGAAGGAAUUAUUUUUUGCCAGAACUACAAGACAUGAUUAAACUUGAUAAAACUGAUCCCGAAACUCAAAAUUUUGAUGAGGAAUUUAUUACCUUUAAGUCUGUGACAACAACUAAACUCUUAUCUCUCUCAACUCAAGAUGAACAAAAUCUUGCUAUCUUGGGAAUGGAAGCUCCUAGAAAAUUAUCAGAGUUAACUAGCUUUUUACGAGUCCUUAAAGAACGAAAAAUAGAUUUGCUUAAGGUUUUAAUCGAAUUUUUACCAUGUGAAAAUUGUCACAGACAAGCUCUUGUUUAUUUCUCUCCAGAUAAAUAUUCUUCCCUCAUGAAUGAUAAUGUGUCUGAGACAAUAGAUUAUGAUUUAAUCCUAUCAGAACGUCGGCUUCCAUUUGAAUUUAGCGAUAGUGACAAGUUAGGUCCAUGGGACGUUCUGCUAAGUGAAGAUGCUAUUAGUGAUAUGCGAAAUUUAGAGUCUCCUCAAAUGAUUAAGGCG
Molecule: messenger RNA, 1031 nt
Organism: Racocetra persica
Lineage: Eukaryota; Fungi; Glomeromycota; Glomeromycetes; Diversisporales; Gigasporaceae
Source: the annotation of a GenBank genome assembly